This is a messenger RNA of Cooperia oncophora, 891 nucleotides long. The record is from the annotation of a GenBank genome assembly. Lineage: Eukaryota; Metazoa; Nematoda; Chromadorea; Rhabditida; Trichostrongylidae.
UUGUUCACAACUCACUUCUUUCAGAUAUUAUAUGAGCUCACUUGUCCACAAUUAUUGAACAACUCCACCUCCUACUGGACAGUGAUUUCGAAAAAUCUGCCUACUCUUACACAUGUGCUGCCUGUGUUUCGUGCAAAAACGGUGGUGAACGGCCUUUUAAAGUUUGCUCUGCAAAGUGAUGAUGUUGGGAAUCAAAUACUGUCUGAGGUCAAAGAGUGCAAAGGAAGUCAGAUUGUUUUCGACUGUCUACUUGCUCAUGUCCCUACUUUCGACUCUUCCGUUGAUCUGCUGCACAAAACACUCAGUUCUGAUUUAGUUGAUCAGCGAUUCCACGGUCGGGUUUCAAGGUACUUCGAUUUCUGGAUGGAGUGUAGCGGGCUGGUCGAGGGCAAGCUAGCCAGCCUAGUGGACAUUUACAUAGAAGAGGCUACGAAGAAUAAUGUCUUGCUAUCGACAUUUGGGUAUUGUGCGAUAUCUCUUCCACUCCAAAGUCGUCUUGACAAGCUUGUUGAUCUUCUGAGCAUCGGCAAAAUGUUGUUGAGCUGUCAAAAGUCUACGAACAAUAUUGAAGCCGUGUUGAAGCUCUUCUUAGCUUUGAUAUGCACGAUGUCAUCAGACAUACCAAUGCAUUGGCUUUCUGAGAACAUAGCUGAGUUACUGUUCGCCCGGUGGCGAUACUACUGGAAAAGAGCGGUGAAGAUCCCGCAGUUCCGCGAGCAGUUCGAUGUUAUAGUUGCCUUUCUUUUUCCGUGCUUUCUACUAGAGGAUCUAACUCUACCCGCCCAAAAUGCAGUAAAAGGCAUGCUGCUUUAUGUUCUGGCGUUGGAACCAAUUAUUGUUCGACGACACAUGGAGGACAAACAUGAAAACUGGGAAAAAUUGAUAAUAUAA